Ipomoea nil (Japanese morning glory) is the source of this 647-nucleotide messenger RNA. Its product is annotated as protein SPIRAL1-like 3. The transcript has 3 exons. Gene Ontology annotation, biological process: cortical microtubule organization. The record is from RefSeq and is a predicted model, not a curated record. NCBI's taxonomy places the organism in Eukaryota, Viridiplantae, Streptophyta, Magnoliopsida, Solanales, Convolvulaceae. Bases 144 to 488 code for a protein of 114 amino acids. Gene Ontology annotation, cellular component: cortical microtubule, transverse to long axis.
CAUCCGUUUGUCGGUUUCUCACAAGCCUUGAAAAUUAAAGCUGAUUGCUCUUCCCCCUUCAUAGCUCUCUCAAUCACUCUCUCUCUAAACCUGCUUCGGUGUUGAACGUUCUUUCGUGUUGUUGAGAAACCAAUUAUACAAGGAUGGGUCGUGGAGUAAGUGCUGGAGGUGGGCAGAGUUCAUUGGGUUAUCUGUUUGGAGGUGGAGAGGCUCCUAACAAGCCUCAACCUGCUCAGAACCCCGAAAAGGUUUCAAAUGAUCCACCUGCUCCCAAGCCUUCAGCUGCUGCUGCUGCUUCCCAACCUGCUGAUGCCAGUAAGCAAGUUCCUGCAGGCAUUCUCAGCAGCAAUGCAAACAACUAUACCCGUGCAGAUGGUCAGAAUUGUGGCAACUUUCUUACGGAAAGGCGCUCAACCAAGGUCCAAGCUGCACCUGGUGGUGGCUCUUCCCUGGGUUACCUAUUCGGUGGCGAUGGCAAUGGCAAGUGAAUUUGAAUAUCAUUACUGUAUUUGAAGGGAUUCCUUUACUACUAUCUAGACUUGGCUGCUCUGAACUUCCAGAUUAUGAAUAUCAUAAGUGUAUGAAUGUGAAACAAGCGUUUUCUUUGCUUGGUAUCUUUGCGAAUACUGUAUUGUAUUCUUUAACUU